GAGUUUCCACUUCGUAAUGCAACGGAUAGCAGCCCGCCGUGGUAUACAACCCCUUUCAGCAAUCCUACGCUGUCCAUUCCAUACAUCUGGACGUCUUCCUUCGCAAGUAUCGCCUCCACGUUCAUCCGCGGCGAGUCUACGGGCGUGGCAAAUAUCAUUGAAGCGGCCAUGGGCUUUCGCAUUAUCUGUGUGCGGGCCACGCUUCAUGACCACGGAGGCCGCACGCGUGCCAGAGACGUCUCAGGGCACUCAGGAUGCAUUGGAUAGGACUGAGGAAGGCAUUGUAGCCAGCUUAUCCGUGUCAGAUGCUGCUGCAAAGCAACUACAUGCAAUAAAUCGAAAGGCGAAUACAAAUAAUAUGCUGCGGAUUACAGUAGAAUCGGGCGGGUGUCAUGGGUUUCAAUACAAGAUGGAGCUUACAACACAAAUGGAGGAUGAUGAUGUCGUGUUUGAGAAUGAUGGAGCGAAGGUCGUGGUGGACACAAUAUCUUUGGACCUCAUCAAUGGAUCAACAUUGGACUAUGUGGAGGAAUUGAUCGGAUCAAGUUUCCAAGUUGUGAACAAUCCCAAAGCGGAGUCGUCAUGUGGCUGCAAGACAUCGUUUAAUGUCAAGCUCUAACCUGCAUACUCGCAAAAUAUCUAUAGACUUUGUUUGGGGAAACGGGCAAGUGGAGCAAGUGCUGUAUUUCAAGCUAUCAUGUAUUAUACGAAUCAUUAAGUCUGAGCCUGCUAAAUGCUCCAUUGUGAUGUUGGC
Spizellomyces punctatus DAOM BR117 is the source of this 754-nucleotide messenger RNA. Its product is annotated as iron-sulfur cluster assembly accessory protein. The transcript has 3 exons. Lineage: Eukaryota; Fungi; Chytridiomycota; Chytridiomycetes; Spizellomycetales; Spizellomycetaceae. Gene Ontology annotation, cellular component: mitochondrion. Gene Ontology annotation, molecular function: 4 iron, 4 sulfur cluster binding; iron ion binding; 2 iron, 2 sulfur cluster binding. Gene Ontology annotation, biological process: iron-sulfur cluster assembly. The coding region runs from base 17 to 619 and encodes 200 amino acids. The record is from RefSeq and is a predicted model, not a curated record.